This is a messenger RNA of Rhopilema esculentum, 1480 nucleotides long. RefSeq names its product serine/threonine-protein phosphatase 2A activator. Gene Ontology annotation, cellular component: protein phosphatase type 2A complex; cytoplasm; nucleus. NCBI's taxonomy places the organism in Eukaryota, Metazoa, Cnidaria, Scyphozoa, Rhizostomeae, Rhizostomatidae. Gene Ontology annotation, molecular function: protein tyrosine phosphatase activator activity; peptidyl-prolyl cis-trans isomerase activity. The record is from RefSeq and is a predicted model, not a curated record. Gene Ontology annotation, biological process: mitotic spindle organization.
UCAACAGGGCCGCCGGAGCCGGGGGGCACGGGGGCACAGCCCCCUUGUUUGGAAAAAGUGUGGAAAGUGCCCUUUUUUGAAAAAAAAUAUUGCGUGCACUAUUUAGAUAGUGAUAAUCUCUAUUCUGUGUUUCUGCCUCGAUUUGAAACUAUUUGCAAUUCAACCGGUCUAUUGAAAACACGAAUAUUAUCUGAGCUGCAUAAAAAUCGAAUUGAACCAGUUAAUCGUGGUCUAAAAUCAUUCUUUUGAACCUUGUUACUUCAAUUUUACUCCGAUAUGUCAAUGGAAAAUGGUAAAGAGACUGACAGCAGCCCGUCUGACGAUAGGCCACCGUGUCAAGAUGCCAGAGCAGAUGCUUCAAUUCCCAAUUUUGUUGAACCAGAAAGAGUCAUUCUAAAGCAAGGAGAUUUGCCAAAAUGGCUUCGCUCACAAGCAUACAAGGACUUAAUUGGCUUUAUUACUACUCUAAAUGAAUCGAUCAAGGGAAGGUCUUUACAUGAAAAUUUCCACGUUUCCGAACCAGUGUUGAAAAUUUCAGCUGUCCUAGGCAUGUUGGACACGUGGAUAGAUGAAAUUCCUCCCGUCGAACAACCUCAAAGAUUUGGAAAUAAAGCAUUCAGAGACUGGUUGAGUAAGCUCAAUGAAUGUGCCGAGGACAUCCUCAGUCCAAUACUGAAUGACAAAUAUACAGGGGCUGUGUCUGAACUAAAGUCAUAUUUCUGUGAUGGGUUUGGAAACAUAACGCGUAUAGAUUAUGGCACCGGACAUGAAGCUGCAUUUUGUGCAUUCAUGUGUUGCUUAUAUAAGCUGAGGAUAUUCACAGAGAGAGACAAUCUUGCACUUGUUUUUAAAGUGUUUCAUGAAUACCUUGAACUCACCAGGAAACUACACAAGGUAUACAGAAUGGAACCUGCAGGAAGCCAGGGUGUCUGGGGCCUGGAUGAUUUCCACUUCCUGCCAUUUAUUUGGGGUAGCUCACAGCUGGUGGAUCACCCAUCAAUCCUUCCAUGCCACCUAGUUGAGCAAGAGACUGCGAUACGUUACAGCAAUGACUACAUGUUUUUUGGUUGUAUAAGAUACAUCAAUGAAACUAAAACUGGUCCCUUUGCAGAACACUCAAAUACCCUUUGGAACAUCAGCAGUGUUCCUUAUUGGUCCAAAGUAAACACUGGAUUAAUGAAAAUGUACAAAGCUGAAGUUCUUAGCAAGUUUCCUAUAGUCCAACAUUUCAGAUUUGGAACAUUAAUGUCCUGUAAGCAAGCUUGAUUUCUUUGUUUUUUCAAAAAGUUCUUGAAGAAUAGAUGCUGGAAAUGAGCUUUCUGGCAUUGACAAAUAGUUUGUAUCAAAGGCUUGAAAUGAUUAUUUAUGGUUGAUACAUUUUAUCAAUUGGCAUAAUAUAGCAACUGGGAAUAAUAUAGAAGAAUACUGCCAAUGUAUUAAACUAUUAUAGCAAAUGCUGUUGAUAACAAAUGAGACUUGA